This is a messenger RNA of Closterium sp. Yama58-4, 8169 nucleotides long. The record is from the annotation of a GenBank genome assembly. Lineage: Eukaryota; Viridiplantae; Streptophyta; Zygnematophyceae; Desmidiales; Closteriaceae.
AUGGACUCGCCGCUUCGCGCCUUGCUUCGUCCGCACAUUCUCUACCCUCUCUUUCUCCUGAUUCUCGUCGUAACUCUCAUUCUCACCCGCGCUCCCCGUGCUCCAGACGGUCGCAAACUCCUCGAGUUUACCAGACGGCGAAUCUCGUUUAGCGAAUCGUCCGAUAUCGAGGAUGCUGGAUCAGGCGUCGCCAGUGCGACAGCCGGCGACAGCGUUCUCGACGCGGUAGGCGACGCGACGGGCGAGGCAAACCCUCGCGUCGUCCACGUGGCGUUCGAUCCGCUCUUGGCGGAGGUGGAGCAGCAGCGCGACGACCGCGCGUGGGAGCGGCGGUACGCGCGCCUGCACGGCGCGCGGAAGCCGUUCCGCGUGCACUCGGACGAUCCGCGGAAGCACCACCUGCACGGGGAAGGCGUGGGCGUGGGGGACGAGGAGGCGGACGACGGCACGCUUGAGGGGAGCGAGCUGGCGGAGUUUGAGGAGGAGCGCGCGCGGUACAGGGACGAAGAGGACGACGCCAUGUGGGGCGAGCUUGAAGGUCAACACCACGAGUUCACAGAAGACGACCUAAGGCACGACCACUUGAACCUCUCCCACCGCCUCGCCCUCCUCUUCCCACUCCUCGACACCUCGCCGCCCGACGGCCGCAUCAGCCAAUCAGAGCUCGCCACGUGGCUGCUGGAGCUGGAGCGGGCGGCGAGCCUGCACCGCACGCGGCGGGAGAUGGAGGCGGUGGACGGCGAUGCGGACGGCAGGAUCACGCUGGCCGAGGCGCUAGAAGACGAACUUGCCGACCAGGCAGCCUUUCCCCAAGUGUGCACUCGCACUGUUCUUCUCCUUCUCAUCCCCACCUCCCGUUUCCAUGAACCCCUUGCCCGCCCACCCCCGCCAGUGCACCAUGGCGAGGGGGGGUGGCAGCACGUGGGGGGAGAGGAGCAGCGGAUGGAGCUGGAGCAGCGAUUUCGCGUGGCGGAUGCUGAUGGGGAUGGCCAGUUGAGCCUCAGUGAACUCAACAGCUACUUGCAUCCAGAGGACAGUGAUGAUCCAAGCCUGCGUAACCUGACGUUGCUGCAGGAGUUCAGGGAUCGCGAUGCUGACAAUGACAGCCGCAUAUCGUUCGAGGAGUUCAAGCAGACGGUGUUUCACGAGCUCAUGGCGCAUGAGGACGACAGCCAUGACCCUGUGGAGGCGCUUGUCCACUUGCACGCCGCCCAGGAGGAUAAGGACAAAUGGAGCAACGACCACCGCCGGCCGCACCGCACGGGCGGCGAGUUCCGGGAGGCUCUGGAGGAGAAGGAGAGGCGGGCGAGAGGGAGGUUUGAGGAGCUUGAUAAGGACGGGGAUGGCUUCCUCACGCCUGGCGAGUUUGAGCCGGUGCUGCGGGUGCUGUGGCCAAGCGAGAAGGACUUUGCUGGAAAGAAGGCGGCGGAUAUGAUUCGACAGGCGGACAGCAAUGGUGAUGGGUACCUGCAAUUAGACGAGAUGCAAGCACACUCACAUAUAGGGAAGCACCGGGACCACGAACCUGCCUCGAUUUUUGACACGAACCAAAACGCGGAACACGUGGACUAUGGGCUUAAGACGGUAGCCAAAUCGACACUUAUUACACUAUUGGAGCGUCCUGGCCCAGGGUCUGGUUUUGAGAAUGUGGCAGAUCGAGUAGUCAACCGUCGAGUCACCUGCGAUGACGAGGAGGACGAGGAGGACGCGGAAGAGCAGAGCCGUCAUGUUGCCGCAGAUGCGGAUGGGAGACGUUUGAGCCGGCGCGCUAGUCGCCUCGGAUUAGAAGCACCGGCGGCGAUUCCACUCGUCGGACGCUCGAUCAUGAACGGUUAUGAGGUCGUGGAAGAGUUGAGCCGUCAUUGUGCGGAUGGGGAACCGUUGAGUCGACGCGCAAGUCGCCGCGGGUUAGAAGUUCCGGCCGCGGAUCCACUCGCGUGCCACCCGAUUAUGAACGAUUAUGAGGUCGUGGAAGAGCUGAGACGUGGUGCGCAUGGGAGAUUUUACCUAGUCCGUGAAAAGCGAGCACGGGGUAACGGCUUAGCUUGUAGCGAUAGCUCGCUUAGAGUAAGCGGAGCUGCGAGCUUCGUCAGUCAUGACGCUGCGGAGGGAGCAGGCGAGUCCGAGGGGAGAGUACCUCCGGAUGCCGUGUGGGUGAUGCGCGUCGUUCCGCUGCCGGAAGACGCGGCACAGCGUGCGGCGUGCGUGAGGGAGGAAGAGAGGAUGAUGCAGCUGCGCCAUCCGUGCCUGGCUGAAUGCAAGGAAGUGUUUAUCGAUGAGGCCUCGCAGACCCUCUGUACUGUGAUGGAGUACUGUGGAGGCGCCACACUCGCGGACCUGAUAAGAAGCCAUGAAGAAAGAAAGUCGUUCAUACCUGAGCAGAGUAUUGUUGACUGGCUUCUGCAAGCGGCCUUAGCGAUGGAGCAUAUGCACCACCACAACUUACCGCAUCGAGGUGUCACGCAGGCGGAGAACGUUCUCCUUUGCAGCCCAAGCGACAGCAACCCCGCGCGUGUGCGGCUGGGGAUGGGCAUGGCCGCCGAGAUGACACGCCAGCAACCGUACGACUGCAAAUCAGACGUUCAAGCGCUGGGCUGCAUGCUCUGUGCAGCCAUGACUGUCAGCGACGCAUGUUUCCCUGCCACGUCUGUUGAUGCACCUGAGAGACCUGAGACACCGCAAGAGCCAUUUCCCCCACCCGCGUCCGUCCACGAGCUGGUUUCAUUCGUGCUCUCAGGCUGCCAUGACACCCUGCCCAACUGUUAUUCUCCUGACCUCUGUGCGCUGGUCAGACGCAUGCUCUCUCAGAUCCCCUUUGAGCGACCUUCAGCAGCCGAAAUCAUCGCCUCGCCUCUCCUCCACCAACGCGCCGCUGUCUUCCUGCACGCCUGCCUGCAUGGCGUUGAAGAUAGACUUGAGAGUGCCAAUGUUAAUGCCCUUGGGACUGCCGCCCUUGGGACUUCCGCCCUUGAAACUGCUGCCCUCGGGAGUGCCGCCACAGCAGCAGUAGCAGCAGCAGUAGCAGCAGCAGCAGCAGCACCACCACCACCACCACCACCACCACCACCACCAGCAGCAGCAGCAGCAGCACCAGUGGCUGCUGCUGCUGCUGCUGCUGCUGCUAUUGCGGGAUUGGAAGCACGUGAGCGGACAAGGGGGUUGGCAGGUGCAGGGAGUAUCAGUUCUGAGGGAGGUGGAUCUUGUGCAGGUAUAUCUGGGUCAGGGGGAUCUGCCACACGUGCAUGUAAAGCAUGUGCCAUGCCGUCGUUUGGUAUAGCUGGUGAGGGGGAGGAAGUGGAAGGGGGUAGGGUGGAGGAGGUAGAAGGGGGUGCGGACGAGUGUGUGAAGGUUGAGGAAGUAGUGGCAGGGAGUACGAAGGAAAGAUGCGUGUGGGAUAUACUAUGUGGAUGGGGAGGAGGGGGGUUGGAGGCGGAUGAGGAAUGGGGAGUGGAGGAAAAGGAGGAGAAGGAACAACGGGAGUGGGAGAACGAGUGGGGUUGGUGGGGGUUGGGAAAAGAGGACGAGCAAGAGGGAGGGGAAAUGGAUGAGGCGGAGUGGAAGCGAAUGGAGGAGUAUGAUGAGGCUCGGCGCGAGUGGGAGCGAGAACAGGAGCUGAGGGAGGAGUUUGUGCGGGAGAAAGAGGCAGAGGAGUGUGGGUGGGGAGAGAAUGGAGGGAAGGAGGAGCGUGAGAUAGAUGGGGUCCGAGAAGAGCAAAAGAAUGGGUGGGAAGAGGGAGGCAAUAGGGGGGAAGGGCAUGAGACAGGUGGUGGGAGGGAGGAGGGAGAGGUUGGGUGGAGUGAAGGAGAGCAGGAGGAUGUGGAACGAGAUGGUGGAUGGGAGGAGGGGGAGGUUAAGUGGAGUGAGGGAGAGGAUGGGUGGGGAGGGGAAGAACAGCGUUAUGAGCACGAGACAGAUGAUGUAUGGGAUGAGAAUGGGUGGAGAGAAGGAGGGAAUGAGGAGGUGGAACGAGAUGGUGAAAGGGAGGAAGGAGAGGUUAGAUGGAGAGAGGGACGGGAUGGGUGGGAAGGGGAAGAAGAGCGAGAAGCGCAUGAAACAGGUGGUGGGUGGGAGGAGGAAGAGGACGGGUGGAGCGAAGGAGAGACCGCCAUUGAGAUGCAUCUGCACAAGGUCAAGGCACGGCUGGCUCGGUUUGGCGUGCCUCCCAGUGACACGCCGGCAGCAGCUGCUGCUUGCAUGCAGGAGAACCUGGAGAGGAUUCAACAGCUGCUGCACGUGGGGGGGGGAAAGAAGUUAUCCAGUAGAAUGAGGAGGCAGGAGUUGGGGAAGGAGGGUUUGAUGCGGGAUGGGCAUUCCAAAACAAGUCGUGUAACAGCUGGUGAGGAAGCAGUAGGUGACGUCAUGUCUGAGAGGGUUCGGAAGCUUCUGCAGAAGCUGCGGAGACUGAAGGAGAUGGCUGGCGUGCCUACUAAGCAGGCACUGCGAGCCCUGCUCCGGCUGCAAAGGCUGAAGGAGGGCGGAAAAGAGCGCAGGAAGGCUGGCGAGAGUUCCCCUGCGCUCACCAGCUCACACAAGGCUGCCAGCCAUGCGGCCAAGGGGCCAAGGGACGCUCGUCCUGUGCUUGGGCAAGUGCAGGGCAGGCAUAGGGGCGGCUGCGGGGACGACGGUUUGGACGGCGGUGGGGACGACGGUGGGGACGGCGGUGGGGACGGCGGUGGGGACGGCGGUGGCGAGGGCGGUGCAGAGGGGUGUGAAGGUGAUGGUUGGGCCUGGACGUGGGGCUGGAGUGAUGGCUUUCAGAGGUGGAUCGGAGGGGCUGUGGAUGAUGUGGGCCUGGCUGAAGGGGAGGAAUGUUCAGAAGGGGACAGGUAUGCAGAAAGACGGGGGUAUGGUGAAGGAGAGGGGUGUGAAGAAGGAGAGGGGUGUGCAGAAGGAGAGGAUUUCGCAGACGGAGAGAUUUUUGCAGAAGAGAAUGAUGAGGGGAUUUCAGAAGGGGAGGGAUGCAUGAAGAGCAAUGGGUGUUCAGACGGGGAGACGCAUCGGGUAGGGGUUUGGCUCCGGACUGAAAGAGGCUGGGCCAAAAGAAGAAUGUUGUUAGAGGAGGAGGAGUGUACGGACGAGGAGGGGUUUAGUGAUGGAGAUAGUUUGAGGAAAGAGGAAGAACUUUCGCAAGGAGAGGGGAAUGCGGAGGACACUAGGGAGCUCAAUAGUGAGGAUGAGGAGUCGGACUACGAGGUGGUGUGCCAGGUGGCGAUGUACGAGUGGCUGCGCGCGUCUUCAAAGAAAGCAGCAGCUCUCGAAGCAGCACGUGUCCCCACUGCUCCCAAAAAUCCCUUCCCCCACCAGCAGCACGCCAGCAGCAACAGCAGCAGCUGCCUGUCUGACAACCAGGCUGGCAUGGGGAUGGGAGACGACAGCAGUCAUGCUGGUUUGGGGGCUAGAGAAGGCGACGGUGCUGGUGUGAGGCUGAGGUGUGACAGUAGGACCUUCCCUGUGAGCCAGGCUGAAGUGACCGCUGCUCGUGGCAGCAGCAGUAGCUGCCUGUCUGACAGCCAGGCUGGCACGGGGAUGAAACAAGGCAGCUGCCAUGCUGGUGUGGGGGCUAGCAGUGGUGACCAAUCUGGUGUGUGGCUGAGAGGCGGCAGCAGCAGCACCUUUCCAAUGAGCCAGUAUGAAAGGACAAUGGCGACAGCAGCUAGCACCGUCGCUGCUAGUUAUGCGAGUAUCAAAUCGCUCGUCGCAACACAAUCCCCGGCGAGCACAUCCGACGCUCACUCCCAACCAGCAGCUUUCCACGCUCCUCCGCCGCACCUCACCGCCUCUCACUCCUCCAGACGCCGACCCAUCCAGAUCGUCGCUCUCAGCAGCAACAGCAGCCAUAACCGCAGCCGAUCAAUCUCCUCCGGAGACUCCGGAUGGAUUAGGAAAGCCGCUUUAACCGGCGCCGGCCUAGCAGCCGGCAGCGGCAUUGGCUGCGUCUUAAUGCGGCAAGAUGGCCUUGAUAUUCUGACCACGGAGGAUGACGAGGAAUCGGAAUCAGAGGAGGAGGAGAGCGACGACGAGGAGGAGUCGGAUGAGGAGGAGGAGGACGAGGAGGAGGAGGAGGAGGAGGAGGGCGAUGCUAAGGCGAAGGAGGCGGCGGGAAAGAAGGAGGCAGAAGAGAAGGCGAAGAAGGAGAAGGAGAAGAAAGCGGCGGCUGCGGCGGUUAAGGCGGAGGAGUUCGACCCUCACGGCAUGCGGGCGGGCACGCGCGUGGCGGUGGACAAGCUGAGCACGACGAAGCGGUACCGCGUGGCGGACGUUGACCUGGUUGACCAGCGCAGCGACCGCGUCAUUCCCAAGGCGGACGGGUUCUACGAGAUGGUGUCGGUGGGCAAGGGCACCGUGUGCACGCGCGCUCAGCUCGAGGCCGAGGUGGCCAACAUGGCGUCUAGUGGCAUGUUUCAAAUGGUCGAGGCUGAUACCGUCGCGAAUCCUGACGGGUCCAUCAAGCUGGAGGUGAAGGUGCUUGAGGCGCAGUGGCAGGCGGCGAAGACGGUUCGCUGUGUGAACAUGGGGCUCGUGCAGCCGGACGCGUCGGGGCAGGAGGCGACAGAGGACGCGGCGAAGCAGGAGGCGGCGUAUGCGGAGCGGCUGAGGCAGGCGCGGCAGUGCCUGCUGCCUCGCAAGGUGGAGAACGAGCUGAGCGCCAUGGUGCAACGCGAGGGGCGCCUCACUGCGCGCAUGCUGCAGAAGAUUAGGGAUCGUAUCUUGAAGUGGUACCACGACAAGGGCUACGCCUGUGCCAAUGUGAUCAACUUUGGCAACCUGAACACGCCUGACAUCGUGUGCGAGGUGGUGGAGGGGGACAUCACGGGCGUGGAGGUGCAGUUCCUUGACAAGAUGGGGCAGCGCUGCGAAGGCAUCACUGAUGAACGCGUUGUGAUGCGGGAACUGCCCAUCGAGAUCAAGCCAGGCAACGUGUUCAACAUAGAGGCGGGGCGCAAGGCCCUGCAGAGCAUCUCGUCGCUGCAGCUGUUCGCCAACAUGGAGGUCAACCCAAGGCCCGACGACCAGCUGGAAGGGGGCAUUGUGAUGGAGGUGAAGGUCCGCGAGCAGGAGCCCACUUCUGCGGAAGUUCAGACGGAGUGGAGCAUUCAGCCUGGGGAUACCGGCAAGCCCACGGUGUCCAUCCUGCCAGGUGGCAGCGUGUCAUUCGAGCACCGCAACAUCAACGGCCUCAAUCGCUCCGUCACCGGCUCCGUCAGCGCCGGCAACCUGCUCUCGCCGCAGGACGAUCUGGUGUUCAAGCUCGAGUACGUGCACCCAUACAUUGACGGCGUGGAUGACACGAGUCGCAACCGCGUGGGCCGCGUGACGUGUUUCAACCACCGCAAGGUGUCGGCGGUAUUCACGGGCGGGCCGUCGCUGGACGAGGUGCCGGCGAUCUGGGUGGACCGAGCCGGUAUCAAGGCCACUGUCAGUGAGAACUUCACCCGACAGAGCCGCAUCACGUACGGGGCGGUGAUAGAGGAGGUGACGACGCGUGAUGAGAACACGAGCAUCUGCACACACGGCUUCAAGAUGCUGCCCUCGGGCCUGCCCACCCCCGAUGGCCCGCCCACCACGCUCAGCGGCACGGGUGUUGACCGCGUGGCAUUCCUGCAGGCGAACGUGACGCGUGAUAACACCAACUUUGUCAACGGGACCCCCGUUGGCGACCGUACCAUUUUCCAGGUGGACCAGGGUCUGGGCAUCGGGUCAGCCUUCCCAUUCUUCAACCGCCAUCAGCUCACGCACACGCGCUUCAUGCAGCUCAGUGAGGAGGACGUGGACCAUGCGGACCGCCCGCCCAUGGUGGGGGUGCUGCACGCACGCUACGGGGGGUGCCUGGGGGACCUCCCGUCCUACGAGGCGUAUGCGCUGGGUGGGCCCUACUCGGUUCGCGGGUACAACAUGGGCGAAAUUGGAGCCGCCAGGCGCUUCCUUGAGCUUGCGGGUGAGAUCAGGGUUCCAGUCAAGACCACCCAUGUUUACGCCUUCGCUGAGAUGGCUUCAGAUCUUGGCAGCUCCGGGUUGGUUUCUGGUAACCCUACCGAGUUCUUCCGCCGAGCCGGCUUCGGAGCUUCGGUGGGUGCUGGCGUCAGGCUCGGCACCGUGCGUGCGGAGUACGCUCGGGAUUGCAACAUGGGCACUGGCUCGUGGUUUGUCCGGUUCGGCGAGAGGUUCUAA